UACUCGUAAACUACUCCGGCCAUACACAUAUAUUUCAGGACCACUCGGUCGCCGGAUCCGACGCCACCGGUGACUCUCUGUUAAGUAGAAUCUCGACCUUGGCGGCAUUUCCGACCUAAGUCAUCUUCUUUUCGAUACCAACUUAACACGACCACCCCUACCACCCUACCUGGUCAUUCGACCUUAAUUUUUCCUACAUGAACGACCUUAAGGACCGGCUACAGCAACUGGGACUGUCCCAGUAUUUCGAGGAUCUUGUGGCCGAGGGUUUCGACACCUGGGCCACAGUACUAGACAUUACCGAAUCUGAUUUAAGUCACCUCAAUAUCAAGCUUGGGCAUCGCAGGAAGCUCCAAAGAGGGAUAGCAGAGUCGCGAGGACAGUCCGCUCAUCGCCCGUUGCCAACCACGCUCAACAGGGUCACAAGUGCCGAGGGAUCCUAUCGCAGCGACGAUGACUCGGCUGAAAACGUAGUGAAACGAGCGGAGUCAUCAACAGUUGGUACGACAGGGACGAGCACCAAGCGAAAGUAUCGUCGGCACCCUAAACCGGAUGAGCACGCCCCAGAGCGGCCCCCAUCGGCCUACGUCAUCUUCUCCAACCAAGUCCGAGAGAGCUUGAAGGGACAAGACCUUUCUUUCACUGAGAUUGCCAAGGUCGUAGGUGAGAAAUGGCAAAUAUUGCCGGUAGAAGAACGCGAAAGUUGCGAACGACAAGCAAACUCUGCGAAGGAGAAAUACUAUGCAGGACUGGCCGAAUAUAAGAAAACAUCGCAAUUCGCCAUCUACCAGCAAUAUCUGGAGGACUUCAAGGCAAAACAUGCCGGACCUACCAAAGGUGCGUCUCCUUGUGGCCUUACAACGGUUUCACGUAGCACGUUAGUGACAGAUAUAAAAGGCAAGCGUUCGAAGCUACAGACAGAGAGGAGUACAUCAGUACGAAACAAUAGCUACGAGCAGGGUGAGCGAGCAUUAGAUAGAAGGCUCAGCUCGACGCAGCCCGAAUACUUCACAACAGGACACCAUCGACUUCAACCUAGUCCACCAACACCUGGUGUCCCGAGUCUCUCGAAAGCCCCUUCGUCUUUUUCAAAACCUUCAUCGCCGAUCCCGCAUUCGAUUUCUGGGUUCAACUCGCCUCGGAUGGACCAGCAUUACUCUCCUGCGGCUACUUCUCCACGAGCCAUGACCACACAACAGGAAUCUGUGUUUGAAGUGGCCUCUGUCCAUAUAGCACGGGAUUCGAGAGCGCGGCAAGAUGUCAAUAUGCCGUACCACUCUUCCUUGUACACGCAACCUAUGCAUCAACUCCCACCCACGACUUCCCCGCCACAUACUCAUGCUCUCCAUUACCAAAGUCCUGUCGAGGUAACCUCACACUCGCGACGGCAAAUGCUUGAAUCUACACGGCUUCCUCCCCUCACUCAUGAAGAUUCUACAUGGUCUUCCGAAAGCGGUCAUAGUGGAUAUAACCUUCCAUCGGCGGGGUUUUCUGGACAGCUUCCUCUGGUCGAUCCAGUCAAAUCACUGCGCACACUUCCCCAGCCGAUGCCUAACAUGGUGCCCGUCAUCUCGCCGUUGGAUCGACUGCCACUCGCCACGUCCCCACCACUUCAGCAUCAAUCUCGUGACUAUCGUGCACAAGGCUCACUCGCAGUCCUAAUAAGAGCCGGUGAACUGGCAGCCAGAGCCGCAGAUGAAGAAGCCAUGGAAAAAAACCCCACUCCGUAAGUUCGCAAGUCGAUUCGACCCAAGAGAAUUUGGUGUAUGGAGAAUUUGAUGGCCUCGACAAUCAAAUAAAAAAGCGCAUCAAUACACUCUCUAAGGGCCAGGGUCUUAGAACUUAGAUUCGCUCAUGUCAAAGCUUAGCGACUCGUCUGACAACCCGAUACCUGCCAUGUGGUAUCUCAGAACACCACUUCGGAUCUCGACCACGAACUUACGCGCUACAUUCAAUCUUUGAUUUGGAAUAAAGUACUAUGGCUGGAGGAGGAGAGAGGUUAUGGACUGAUAACAUGCGCCUUGCCAUGUGAGCAAUGCACUUUGCAUUUCUAAUGUUUACAAAUUCCGGUCUCACCGUAGAUGCCUUUUGAUACCCAUAGAAGCGACCACUCAGAUACUCAUAGCAUCUAAAUUAAGAAGCAGCAUGCGUACG
Messenger RNA from Dothidotthia symphoricarpi CBS 119687, 2154 nucleotides. RefSeq lists its product as uncharacterized. The transcript is spliced from 5 exons. Gene Ontology annotation, cellular component: nucleus. NCBI's taxonomy places the organism in Eukaryota, Fungi, Ascomycota, Dothideomycetes, Pleosporales, Dothidotthiaceae. Gene Ontology annotation, molecular function: protein binding. The coding region runs from base 198 to 1730 and encodes 510 amino acids. Gene Ontology annotation, biological process: regulation of gene expression. The record is from RefSeq and is a predicted model, not a curated record.